Molecule: messenger RNA, 1884 nt
Organism: Trichogramma pretiosum
Lineage: Eukaryota; Metazoa; Arthropoda; Insecta; Hymenoptera; Trichogrammatidae
Product: transcription initiation factor TFIID subunit 7-like
Exons: 7
Coding region: 95-1411 (438 amino acids)
Biological process (GO): transcription initiation at RNA polymerase II promoter; RNA polymerase II preinitiation complex assembly
Cellular component (GO): transcription factor TFIID complex
Molecular function (GO): RNA polymerase II general transcription initiation factor activity
Source: RefSeq, a predicted model, not a curated record
GUCAGAAAUUUUGUCGAAGCUCAGAUCGAGCGACGAUCCCAUACGAGUCAACGAUCUUGCAAGGCACAGGCUAUCUCACAUUUUCCCAGUAAACAUGUCUUUGACUCAAAUGAUCCGGAAUGAAUUGAUUCGGAGAAGGGCUCGGAAAAAAAACGCCGAAAAUCAACCACCACCAGUUGAACCAAAACUUGAUCAGGAGGGUCAAUUCAUCAUUCGCCUUCCCGAGGAAGAAGCAAAGAAACUAAGGGAAGCUUUGAGGAAUGACGAGAUCUUCAAAGAUAGAUUAGGUAUAAAGAUGGAAAACGAUUUGAGGCACGCAGAAGUUCGAUUCGAUGAUGAUAUGUUCGAAGCUAAAGUCGUCGAUUUACCAACGAUUGUGGAAUCGUUAAAAACGUUAGAUGGUAAAAAGUUUUACAAAACCGCAGAUAUAUGUCAAUUACUUAUUUGCAAAAAAAAGGAUGAAGCUUCAAAUUCUUUCAAUAAAACGAACGAGUUUUACAAUGAAUCUAAGUCGAUACUCAAAGAAGAGAUGAAAGAUCCUUCGAAAGUCGAUAAAGAAUUUUUGUGGCCUGAUGGUAUCACGCCCCCACUAAAAGAUGUUAGAAGGAAGAGAUUUAGAAAAAUUAAAAAAAAUCCUUCUCGAUCACCUGGAAUUAAGGAAGAAGUAACAAGGCUUUUGAUAAAUGAUGAGGAAGCGAUCAGAAGUAAGUGGGAGGUGUUAUACGAAGACGAAAAUGAAGCAGUGAGACCAAAAUGUGAAAAUUUCUCUGACGAACCCGAAAAUCAAGAAGUAAAACCCAAAAUUGAAAAUUUCUCCGAUGACGUUCCAAAUGAGUGUGACAUAUUUGGAGGAGCCGUUAGUGACAGCGAUGAAGUAGAUGAAUUUCCAGUAAAAUUAGAACCAAUUGAUGAAACUAGUAAUAUGUUCGAAGAUUCAAAUUCAGCACUUUUGGAUCAAUCCUUUAAUGAAUCAACGGAAAAUAAAGUUCCUCUAGUAGUAGAAUUUAAUAAGGAAAUGUUUACAACUGAAACAUCGCACGAACAAGUUAAAAUUAAAGAAGAGAUGAUAUCCGAAGUAGGGUUAAAUUAUAACAAUGAAACAUCGGAAGGAACCUUUGCUGAUUUUAAAAUUAAAGAAGAAAUUAUCGAUGAAGUAGAGUCAACGAAUCACAAUCAAAAUUAUUCGAACUCCCAAACUGCGAUAAAAAAUCCAGAUAUGAUUGCUAAACGUGAACAACUGCAAAUAGAUAUUGCUAGGCUACGAGAGCAAAUAAGAGAACAUAGUGAAACAUUAGAAAGUAUAGAAAAUGAAAACUUGAGAGAACGCUUUAAAAACUUAAUAAUUGAUUCGUUAGUUAUGCAAGAGAAAAAAAUUAAAGAGCUUCAAGAACUUGAAGCUUCAAUGAAUUGAUAAAUUAAUUAAAAUUUUUCUCAUCAAAUUGUAAUAUUAAAAAAUUUGACCACGUGAAAAAAAGUCAUGUCGCAACAAGCGUAAUUAAGGCUAUAAAAAGUUAUAUUAUUAACGCCAACGAAACUUUUUGGUGACAAUAACAAAUAGCUAUAAUUUUGUUAUUGCAACUAAAAAUAUUAUACAAUAUUUUUAACAUACCUAUUUUUGGUACUGCCUAGAUUUUUGAUGAGAGUUAAACAAAACGUUAUUCUAUGACAAUGAUUAAAAAUAUUGCAUAAUACUCUUGCAAUAAAGUAUUCUUAGUUGCUGUAACAACAUUAGCUUUUUGUUAGUGUAACCAAAAACGUUAGCUUAGCACCAAUAAUAUUCAUAAUUACCGUAAUAAAAUAAAUUGUUGUGUACACAAUGAAAUUCUUUUCAGCAAUGCAGAAUUUUUAUUUGUAGCAUAAAAAAUCAAUACUACCAUCACAAUA